AUGAGCAGAUUUGGUGAUUCGUUAAACGUUGAUUUGGCUGCUGCAGUGAACAACCUCUUCAAUAUUCCUGAAACAAUGGAAAAGUUCAUGUUUCCUUCGUCUCGUGCUCAUGACCACCAUGAGACCAGAGGAGUUUCUAGCAUCAUUCCAGUGGACAUUUUGGACACUCCCAAGGAAUUUAUAUUCUUCAUGGAUGUUCCUGGUCUCUCCAAGUCUGAAAUUCAGGUGACAGUUGAAGAUGAGAACACACUUGUAAUACGAAGCAGUGGGAAGAGGAAACGACAUGAUGGAGAAGAUGAAGGGUGCAAGUAUCUUAGGCUGGAGAGGAGAGGGCCACAGAAUUUGCAGAGGAAGUUCCGUUUACCUGAGAAUGCCAAUGUGUCGGCAAUUACAGCUAAAUGCGAAAAUGGGGUUCUGACUGUAGCUGUUGGGAAGCACCCUCCUCCUCCAAAAUCCAAAACUGUUGAAGUUGCUAUUGCUUGA
Messenger RNA from Sphenostylis stenocarpa, 483 nucleotides. Lineage: Eukaryota; Viridiplantae; Streptophyta; Magnoliopsida; Fabales; Fabaceae. The record is from the annotation of a GenBank genome assembly.